ACAACAGCUGUCCCGGCUUCAGGCUUUUCGUCUAAUGCUUGUCGAUUUUUAGUAAAUUGACAACCAUCAAAAUGAAGAAACACCAGUUUCUUGAUUAUCGAAACAAACUAAUUCUGGCACCAAUGGUGCGUGUAGGCACUUUACCCAUGCGACUGCUAGCCCUCGAAAUGGGUGCUGACAUCGUGUACACCGAGGAACUUGUCGAUCUAAAAUUAAUAAAAAGUAUCCGCCGCCCAAAUCCCGCAUUGAAUACAGUAGAUUUUGUAGAUCCUUCUGACGGCACGAUUGUUUUUCGCACGUGUGCUUUAGAAAAGUCUAAAGUAGUGCUACAAUUGGGAACUAGCGAUGCAGCACGAGCUUUGGCCGUAGGUAAGCUGGUACAGUAUGAUGUUGCUGGCUUAGAUAUAAAUAUGGGCUGUCCCAAGGAGUUCUCGAUUAAGGGCGGUAUGGGAGCAGCAUUGCUUGCAGAUCCAGCGAAAGCAGCCCAUAUACUGCGCACACUGUCUUCGCAGUUAGACAUACCUGUUACCUGCAAGAUCCGCAUACUGCCCGAUAUCUUAGACACCAUAAGACUUGUGCAGCAAUUGGCAGUAACGGGAAUUGCCGCGAUUGGUAUCCAUGCGCGUACUCGAGAUGAACGGCCUCAGCAUCGCCCACAUCCGGACGUCCUACAUGCCGUGGCAAGCGCCGUAGACAUACCUAUCAUAGCUAACGGCGGAUCUCGGGAUAUGCACACGUAUGAUGAUUUGCACAAAUUCCAGGCCUUGUGCGGCGCUGAUAGUGUCAUGGUAGCUCGUGCGGCCCAGUUCAAUGUGUCAAUAUUUCGUAAACAAGGCAUUUUGCCAGUGGAUGAAGUGAUUUAUAAGUAUCUCCGAUUGUGCGUUGAUUACGACAAUGCUCCGCACAAUACUAAGUACUGCGUGCAAAGCAUCCUGAAAGAGUUGCAGGAAACGCCACGCGGAAAGCGGUUUUUACAAUGUCAAACUCUACAGCAGAUUUGCGAGAUUUGGAAUUUAGGUGACUACUGUCGUCGUCGGCAGCAAGAGCUUAAAGAUCGCGGAAAUGCUGGCCGUGCCAACGUAAUACUAACACAGUGUCCAACUAAACGACAAAAGCUCGGGCUGCCUGACAGUUCUACAGACGAGUUUCAGGGUGUCAUUUACCGCAAUGUAGCUUUUCUGCGGUCCACCUACACAAGUGACACUCAGCUCCCGAAGAUGGUGCUUUAUGUGCACGCGGGUAGAACGGGUAAGCAGCCGCCCUGUUAUGAGACGCUGCGCUGCGACAAGCUUUUUCGGGCCAUCUGCAGCUAUGACGGACAGCGCUAUAGUAGCAGCUUCUGGGAGAAAAACAAAAAACAAGCUGAACAGGGUGCCGCAUUAGUAGCUUUGCUGCAACUCGGACAUCUAAGAGAAAAAACUCUCCUCGACAAUGGCAGUCUGAUCAGUUAGAAUUAGAUUAAAAUCCCCGUAAAAAUAUUGUUUGUCUAUGUUUAUAUCGAAUUACUUUAAAGAGAAAGGAGACCACUAUGUUUUGGAAUUAACAAAUUAACAAUUACAAUACCCUGUUAACAUGUUAUUACCAAAGACAAUAUAAACACUAAGAUGAGUAACGCCCACACAUUUGAAAA
Drosophila novamexicana is the source of this 1630-nucleotide messenger RNA. RefSeq names its product tRNA-dihydrouridine(20) synthase [NAD(P)+]-like (gene Dus2). Gene Ontology annotation, cellular component: cytoplasm. The transcript is spliced from 3 exons. Gene Ontology annotation, biological process: tRNA dihydrouridine synthesis. Gene Ontology annotation, molecular function: tRNA dihydrouridine synthase activity; flavin adenine dinucleotide binding; tRNA binding. The coding region runs from base 72 to 1451 and encodes 459 amino acids. The record is from RefSeq and is a predicted model, not a curated record. Lineage: Eukaryota; Metazoa; Arthropoda; Insecta; Diptera; Drosophilidae.